Molecule: messenger RNA, 915 nt
Organism: Aplosporella prunicola CBS 121167
Lineage: Eukaryota; Fungi; Ascomycota; Dothideomycetes; Botryosphaeriales; Aplosporellaceae
Exons: 1
Coding region: 1-915 (304 amino acids)
Source: RefSeq, a predicted model, not a curated record
AUGGUUCCUGUAUGCACAUCCAGUGGUCCGGGGGUCACUUAUACGCAUUCACGCUGGCAAGGCUUCAGCCAGUAUGCCACCGUUUUGCCUGCCCUGCUGUUCAUAAACCUCGAGGCCGGAUCCCAACCCUCUUGCUGUCCUACGCCCAUCGCGCCUCGCAUGCAGAUCGCAUUUGGGUCUGGCUCUGAUCGCGCCGUGUUACAUCUACCCAUUAUAAACAUGGCCGCGCUCAUCAGCCAUUUCCGCCGCCUCUCCAUGGCCGACGUGGAAGACUUCAUCUAUUCGUACGUCAAGUGCGAGUAUGCGCGCUAUGCCCUCCAUUCGGAUCUCGACCACAACUCCCGCCUCUCGCGGCUCAAAAGAACCCUCCAAAUCAAAACCGUUCACAUCCCUCAAGCGGCUCGCUGGAAGGCAAUCGGACGCGCUUUCGGCGACAUGGAUUCCCACAUCCCUCAUCACAUCAUCAAUGAUACCCGCGACUGCAUCCGCCUCCUCGAAGCCCGCGAUGUUGACCCCAUUCUGCUCCGCGAGGUCCUUGUUGCCUUUGCCAAAGAAAACGGCCGCAGCCUCUCCACGCGCGCCACUGCCAGGCGCCUACUCACACAACAUCUACUCGUCAGAAAACUGUGGUUCGAAGAUGGUGCCAUGUUCGCUCGCAGCCGCCGUGGUCAAAAAGCGAUGGAUUGGGUAGAGGCGGCGGAAGAUCAUCUUAUCGAGUCCCGCAUUCAAGAGGCCGGCAUGACCAGGGUCACAAAUUACUGGCGCGUUCAGCAUCUUUCCCUGUUGGCCCGCCAUGGAUCCCUUUUGGACUUGCGGCCUGGAGCCGCUCUGUAUCACGAUGGGAGCCAGUUCUCCAUAUACGACCCGGAUCUUCUGAGGGAGCCAUGGCAAUCGACGGAAAACUUGUUGACUUAA